Messenger RNA from Lasiosphaeria miniovina, 3801 nucleotides. RefSeq lists its product as uncharacterized. NCBI's taxonomy places the organism in Eukaryota, Fungi, Ascomycota, Sordariomycetes, Sordariales, Lasiosphaeriaceae. The coding region runs from base 1 to 3801 and encodes 1266 amino acids. The transcript is spliced from 2 exons. The record is from RefSeq and is a predicted model, not a curated record.
AUGACCUCGUUUAUUCCCAUGGCAGGUGUCCAGCUGCCCUUCCAACGGCGGCUGAGCAGGCUCUACAAUGAUACCAAGAAGUCGUCAGACUUCGUCAAGGAGCCAGCCCAAAAUGCCGAAGCCGACCCCGAGAUCAAAGCUCUGCACCGCAAGCUCCGUAUCCAGAAGGACCGCCUCGUCACUUGGGGCCUGGAAUGGUCAGAUCCAAGCCAGUCGGCCGAGAACCAGUCGGCCGAGGUGUUGAUAGACUCGUCUCUCUCCAAGGCUGGCCUCAGCGAGAUUGUCGGCAGCAUCAUGUCGACCAUCAAGGACAUCCUCGCCGAGGCCGAGCCUCUGUGGCACAGUUCCCGCCGUUUGGCUGGCGAGAGGUUCGACUCGGACCCGCUCCCGAGAAGGGGUGAGAAAAUCCGCCUCGUCGUUUGGGACAGGAACCGCUUCGAGGACCUGGUGCGCGACCUGACCACCUCUAUCGACACGCUCUACGACCUGUCUAGAACCAGGUCAUCGUAUGCCCAGGCGUCCGCCCCUGUCCGGGCGAGACUCUCCAAGCCUUCCGUCGCCCCUGAAGACGAGCGCCCCUUUGAGUCGUCGAGAAUACAGGCGCCCACACAGAUCGACCCCAAGACGCUGAGGAAUCUUCGCUCCAUGCAGGCAGAGCCCAUGACGGACCUCGUUGACGAUCGGGCUCGCGAGAUUGUUUUUAUGAGCCAACAAGCUUACUCGGAGCUCAUCCACGGGUCUACUGGCCGCGAGUCUCACGCCCCCCUUCUCCUCGAGUAUGCAUCCUUUGACUCUAUCUACUCCAUCACAGGCAUCACGCCACCCCUGACGCGCUUCGAGAAGCUGUCGUCGGGUCUCCAAAGCGAGCCACAGCGGUCGCCUGGGUCGUGGACUGGCCUCCCUCGCCUGGUGGCCUACUUUGAGGACAUGGAAAACUCUAGAUAUGGCCUCGUCUACCAGUUCCCACGAACCUUCAACCCCGUCUCAUUUGAACACCUGACCCGAAACCCACUGUACAACCUGUGUUCCCUAUCCGAUCUCUUGGCUCGUCCCGACUUUGAGCCAAAGCUCGAAGCAAAGUUCCGGCUGGCGGCAAAUUUGGCCAACACGAUUUUCGAUCUGCAUGCCAGGGGUAUCACGCACGGCAACCUCAUCGACAAAAACGUCUCUUUCUGUAAUGCCGUAGGGACCGACCCGGAAAUCAGCGGGAUCACGCAGGGGGAAGUGGAUAUAAGGCGGCCACUGGUCUCAUCCUUUGAUCUCUUCUCAGACCCGCAGUCUGAGGAUGCUCCCAGGCCAUUCUCUUUGUACAUGCACCCCCUUGACCCCAGGAACAGCGUCCAAUCGCCACUCCUCAACCAUGCUGGCUCCAAAACCUUUGAUCUAUACUCCCUGGCCAUGGUACUCUUGUCCGUCGGCCUCUGGACUAAGCUCGAAAACCUCGUGCCCAAUGCAGAGUCCGGCGGAGUCCCAGAAUCCCUCCUUGGACAGCUUGCCAUCCGGUGCGGCACUCUUUACACCAAAGCUGUCCAGGCAUGUUGGAAUGCCGUCGAUCUUGAGAUGAAAGGCUCCCACACCGCCGAUCAAAUCGUUUCUCAUGUCCAGUUCAAGGCCAGCCGCUAUUUGGAAGCGUGCUGCAUUCUAGAUGGCGUCAGCAACCUCGAGGAGCGGCUUGGCGAUGAUAUUGGCGAUGCUAGUCUGGAACCAGAAAGCCUCAGCACGUCCCAGUUAGCUGGCACUUCAAAGGAACUCCAAUCUGAGAAGCAGCGUGGCUCAACCCCAGCUACCCCAUCCGAGGGUAGAACUGGACGAUGGACGCAUCCUUCCGAGAGCCCGACGAUUUCGCUUUCGGCGUCACAGGGACGAGCUUCAGCUUCGGGAAUAGCUGAAACGCCAGCCAAGUUACCGUCAGCUAAGACACGGCUGUAUCCGCAAGUUCCUCUGCCCCCUCAUGUCAUACAGCAGUGGAGCACAAUUGUGAUGCCACAGAUCAACAUCGCCUUACACCAUUUCUAUCGCAAGAACCCAGAGUCGGUUGAGAUCUCGCUCGAGUCGAUUGGUGAAUCGCCACAGAGUACGAAACCGACAGUCCUUGUGGUAUGCACCUCUGUGGGCAAAGUGCGAGCCAUUCUCAAGAAGAGGCUCGCGACUUUUUUCGACGGCACGACAGGGUUGGCACUCAAGGUCUGUCGGGGCCAGGUUCUACGCUCCCGCAACGACCGCGUUGGCCGGAGUAUGACCAGGCCUGGGGACGACGGGCAUGAUGAGAUUAAGGCUGCCAAUCCAGACUACCAAGAACGGCCAAGCAAUGGGGCAAGCAUCGGGGCCUGGAUCGGGGACCGUCACCUGCCCCCGGUAAGCUUUGGGGGGCUAAUUGUGGUUGACGACAAACCAUAUGGCAUGACGGUUCAUCACAUGUUGGAUGAUCCUGACCAAGGCACGCACGCGACCACGUCCAAGGAGGGUAUUUCCAGGAGCAUGGCCGGACCACAGCCCCUGACGGACCUCGCUGCGUGGUAUGCUGAGCAGUACCCGAAUAGCGAGUCGGACCCCGACAGCAGCGGCACAGAAGACUACGCCUGCGAGUUUUCCGAGUCCGACUCGGAUUCGUUUUCCGAGUCCGCCAUCACUUCGGACGACGACGAGGAGGACGAUGAUGAUGUUCAGUACGGCGAGGUUGGAGACAUACCCGGCAUAGAGCCCGGGUGCGGAGAAGGCUACAUCGUCACGCAGCCAGCGCAGGAUGAUGUUCCAGAUGGGUUCUACCCCUCGAGCGAGACCCAAGACGAAGACCACCUCGAUACGUAUGGCCUCGGUGAGGUAUACGCAUCGAGCGGCAUUAAGCGACGCUUAGAGGACGGCAUGUUACACGAGAUUGACUGGGCCCUGUUUGAGUUUAAAGACGACCGGCUACCGGAUGACAACUUGAUCCCUCGGGCUGACCAGCUUAGCGAGACCCGAGGCCAGCGAGUCGAACCCAGAUCGUCCAGGUCACUGAGAUCAUCUACCAGCAGGCCUACAAUCCACCCCACCACAGUCGCGCGGACGUCGAGCCUGCCCGGGCUGGAAGUCCAAUGCAUGGCGCGCACGAGCGGGCUACAGACUGGCUUGAUCCUCCCAGCUGUUGCGUCAGUCAAGAUUUACGGGCGCAUGACCCCUAGCCAUAUCUACCAAGUGUCGGGGACUUCGCCGAAUGGGGUCUCUAAUAGAACGACGGGAAGCGGCGAAGAGAGCGGCAAGCCCAGGCGGGCCCUUCCCAUGGGAAUCCCGGGAGACAGCGGUGCAUGGGUGGUGGAUCGCCACCAUGGGCAACUUUGCGGCCACGUUCUGGCGUGGAGCGAACGGAAACGGGUGGCUUACGUUUGCCCCAUGGACGUUUUGCUCCUCGACAUUGCCGAAACUUUGGAGGCUGGCGAGAUCCGACUACCCAGCGGCGAGGUUCUGCUGUCUAACCCGGAACACAACAACGGCAAGCGAGCGAGCAGGCUGACGCACAUCAGUGAGGCGUCGGAUCGCCAUUGUAGCUGGUAUAGCGAAGAUGUAGACACGGAGACACUGAGCCUCGCCGCAGUGAGCAAAUCCCGGUGGAGCCGAACGCUGUCGCAGAACCAGAGGGGCUCGCUUUUUCUGAGCCAACAACAGCUGGAUUCACUGGCCGAGAACGACAAUGAUGAAGCUGAAGACGACUCAUACGACGAAGGUGUUGAGGUAGAGCUUGCUCGAGACAUUAAAAAGAUGCACUUGGAUGAUCUGGCCGAACGAGACGCGUCUGUGCAGGUGGGCAGAUGGAGGGUCACUUAA